Messenger RNA from Prunus dulcis (almond), 1456 nucleotides. RefSeq names its product probable U3 small nucleolar RNA-associated protein 11. Lineage: Eukaryota; Viridiplantae; Streptophyta; Magnoliopsida; Rosales; Rosaceae. Gene Ontology annotation, cellular component: nucleolus; small-subunit processome. The transcript has 11 exons. The record is from RefSeq and is a predicted model, not a curated record. Bases 358 to 1044 code for a protein of 228 amino acids. Gene Ontology annotation, biological process: rRNA processing.
GCUGCGUAUUGUAAUUAGGGAACCUAACAUCAUCUUCUUCACGAGUUAGCCACCUCUUGUUGGCUGAUUGCAACUGGAGAUUCGCAGAAGCUGCAAGCGCAAGAUCGUAUCGCUUGUGUGUCCAUGGCGUAUCGAAGACGUAUCGGAUGGUCAACAUAACAGAAAAUACACGAUACGCCGUUUGCCGUAUCCGAUACAUAUCGGAGGCGUAUCGUACUCGUGUCUUAUCGGAGGAGUAUCCGAUACGAGCAUACCCUUCAUGACCGGCGUAUCGGUGCAAAUAUAGGCUAUAUUUCAUUCCAUUCCUUUCCUCCAUCCAAACGCAUUUAUUGUGGUGAUUGCUUCAAAUCAUUCAGCAUGUCGUCCCUAAGGAAUGCUAUUAGCAGGCGGGCUCACAAGGAACGAGCUCAACCGGAAUCGAGGAAAAAAUUUGGGCUUCUUGAAAAGCACAAGGACUAUGUUGAGCGUGCAAAAGCAUAUCACAAGAAGGAGGAGACUUUACGGAGACUGAAGGAGAAAGCGGCCUUUAGAAACCCAGAUGAGUUCUACUUCAAGAUGAUCAAGACUCGAACUGUUGGUGGAGUCCAUAAAUUAGAGAGUCAGGCAAACAAGUACACUCCAGAAGAGCUCUUACUUAUGAAGACCCAAGAUAUUGGAUACAUACUUCAGAAAGUUCAGAGUGAGAAAAAGAAAAUUGAAAAGUUGACUGCGACACUCCACUCUCUUGAUAAUCGGCCUUCAAGUAGACAUGUUUACUUUGCUGAAGACAGGGAGGAGGCUAAAGAAAUUCAAUCACGUUCAAAAAGUGGAACUAUGCCUGCUUCUGAGGACAUUCCUGAUCAUAUAAAAAGGAAAACAACUGCUUCCUACAGAGAGCUAGAAGCAAGGAGGAAUAGAGUCAAUGAGUUGGAGAAAAUCUAUACGGAUAUGGCAAUGCAGAAGGAAUUACAGAAAAAGGGUAGAAAACGCAAACUACGGGAAGAUGAGAUUGUCUGCCCAACAUCCAAACCUGUCUUCAAGUGGCGGGCUGAGCGUAAGCGCUGAAUAGUUGGAGUAGGAUAUUAAACCGAUAUCAUCAGAUAAGCACGGCAACUCUAUCUACUCUACCAGGCUUUGCUUAAGUGGAGUUUCAGCUCAUUCAGCCCUUCAAUACGUUCAAUUUGGUAGACAAAAUUCGGGCUUUCCAUAGGUUUUAUUUUUAUUUUUGUCAAGGAUACGGUAGCGUAACUGGAAGACGUAGGACCAAACAAUAUAUUUGGGUCUACAUCAUAGCACCUUUAGUUGCCAUAUUCUCCCACAAUUCAGUAUUUUAUUGUAUUGAGUACAAGUGAUGGGGGGAGGGAAGUUUACUCAAAUAUUCAUUGGGUGUCAAGGGGGUUUUGAACCUCAGUCCACAUGAGACAAUGAACGACAGCAGCAAUUCUUAUAAUUGGCACAACCUGAGUUUGAUAGUGAA